AUGGAUUCAAGAAGUGGGUGUUCUACGAUUGAUUUAUCUACAUUGAAAUAUGCCAGCACGGUCAACAUUAUUAUUCUAUCAGUUGUUUUUCUCGUAGCGCUUACCUUUUUCAUCGUGAUACUUAUUUUUGUCAAGAGAUAUGCAACAAGAGAGGAAGUUGUAAUCAUCGUGCCAAUCGUAAAACUGAUACCAACAACAGGACAUGUUUCAACCACUCUUAAAUGA
Adineta ricciae is the source of this 225-nucleotide messenger RNA. The record is from the annotation of a GenBank genome assembly. Lineage: Eukaryota; Metazoa; Rotifera; Eurotatoria; Adinetida; Adinetidae.